UGGCGGAUUGUUGACGCCUGCGGCUGCUGCGGUGGCGACCGGGCCGUUGGGGAGGAGCCACAGGGGGAGGGAGACGGCGCAGUGACAGGUACCGCGGAGGGUGCUGCCGAGGCGACAUGUCAGAGGGGCCCGAGAAAGCCCGAGGCCGCCCUCCCGGGCAGGACGACGGCGGAGGGGACCACGAGCCCGUCCCUCCCCUGAGGAGCCCUCCCGCCGCCCCGUGCCCCCGGGCCGGGCCCCAGGUUGAACCCCAGUCCCCGGGUCGGCCCCCAGCGUCCGGCCUCGCGACCGCCGCCGAGGAGUCGGAGCCGGGGCGCGAGCUGAGGAAGCGCGGGGAGGCGGCCCCCGGGCCUCGGGCGGAGCCGCAGGAGCCGCCGGGCUGCGAGGCGCCCGAGGCCGCGGCAGCGCGGGAGAGGCCGGCGCGGCUGAGCGCUCGCGAGUACUCCCGGCAGGUGCACGAGUGGCUGUGGCAGUCCUACUGCGGCUACCUCACCUGGCACAGCGGCCUGGCCGCCUUCCCCGCCUACUGCAGCCCCCACCCGCCCCCACCGACCUACCCCUCGGGCGGCGCUGCGGUUCCCCAGGCUGCGGCGCCGCCGCCCCCCCAGCUGGUCUAUUACAACCCCUUCUACUUCCUGAGCGCCGGGGCCGCGGGGCCUGGCCCCGCGGCGGCCACGGGCAUCACCACUCCUGCUCCCGUCGCUGGCCUGGGACCCCGGGCCCCUCACGUGCAAGGAUCAGCCCGCACCACUCCCGUGACGAGGGUGGGAUCCGCGGCCCCUUCGCGAACCCCGAGCGAGACCGGGCGGCAGGCAGGCAGAGAGUAUGUUAUUCCAUCCUUGGCCCACAGAUUUAUGGCAGAGAUGGUGGAUUUCUUUAUUCUCUUCUUUAUAAAAGCAACCAUUGUCUUAAGUAUUAUGCACCUCAGUGGAAUAAAGGAUAUAUCUAAGUUUGCUAUGCAUUAUAUAAUAGAAGAAAUAGAUGAAGACACAUCAAUGGAAGACUUGCAGAAAAUGAUGGUUGUGGCUCUUAUAUACAGAUUAUUAGUUUGUUUCUAUGAGAUAAUUUGCAUCUGGGGAGCAGGUGGAGCUACCCCAGGGAAGUUCCUCCUAGGACUUCGAGUUGUGACAUGUGACACAUCAGUACUUAUUGCACCGAGUCGGGUUUUAGUGAUUCCUUCCUCAAAUGUUAGCAUUACAACGUCCACUAUACGAGCUUUGAUCAAGAAUUUUUCUAUUGCUUCUUUUUUCCCUGCAUUCAUCACACUGCUGUUUUUUCAGCAUAAUCGAACAGCCUAUGACAUCGUAGCAGGAACCAUUGUGGUAAAAAGAAAUGGGGUCAGAUGAUGCUGAAAAAAGCCCUGAAUUCCACACAUUAUGGAAUAAUGACAAGACUAAAUUAUGUAUCAAGGCCAUCAGUAUCCCUGGGUUACAUUAAUUGAUGAUUUAGAAAUUAAAGCAGUCACUGUAGUGUGAUGCAGCUGACUAUUCUGAAAGUAUUGCUUUUACUUGAAUGCCAAAGAACUUUUCCAGAAGAAAAACCUGUUAAAUUCAAGUGUUAAAAUUUUUAGAUCAAAAAGAAGGCAAGUGGUUUUAUAAUCGACAAUGGACAAUAUAUACUUUCUUAAGAUCUAAGGCAUUAGAAUUUGUUGAAAGCAUUUUCAAGCUUUGAAAUCUCCAAAUGAAACUUUAAAAAUUUACUUUGGUUUAUCCCAAAAGGAUGGAAAAAUGUCCAGUUGUGUUUUGUAAACACCUACAUAAUUCAUCUUUUAGUUUACACUUCCUGGGGAAAUUGUCUUUGUUUUUGGAGGGGAGGAAUUGGGGACACAAAUUGGAUAACUGAAUUAUCUCCCAUCCCAGGAGGUAGUGAGUUAGCUGCAAGAGAAAGGGACAAGUGAGACAGGCCUAGCAGUUCCCUUACCUGAAGUUUUCCAAUCUGUAACUUUACAACUAUUCUUAAUGAUUAAACAUGUAUUUGGGGGCAGGUUUCUAAUGAUGAAAAAGUAUUAAGUCAUAUUGCUAUAUUAUCAUUGACUCUUUUAAAGAAAAGGUAAGUUAGUGAUUGCUUUUAAUGGGGGGGGAAGUAAAUUUUCACUGUAAAUUUAAGUUAUAAUUCAUGUGCAAGUGCUUUCAGCACCCUAAAUCAAACUAUAAAUAUGUGGAGAAAAAUUACUUCCGUCACAUUGUUGCAUAUUUACUGUAAAACAAUAUUCCCAGUAUGUGUGCAGCAUGAAGAAAGUAUUAGUGCUUUUCAGUGUUCUGAAUAUAACUUCUAUUUAUAUACAGCAUAUUCACAUACUACUUUUUUAUAUACUUCCAUAACUGUUGAAACAUCAAGGAGUUAAAUAAAAAAUCUUAAUAUCUCAUGAUUAACUCUAAAUACUAGUAGCUUGUGAAAUACUAGCAAUUUUCCCAUUGUGGACUGUUCUCUCUAAAGAAGGGAAAGUACCAUUUCCAGACAUUAUUCUAGGUUCUUUAAGCUCAUUCUGGGCCUGUUAGGGAUGAAGUUUUGGGGGAAAUGUUAAGCAAAGUAAUACUUUGUGUAUUACCACCUUUAUUCUUCUGUUGAAACAAAAUAUUCUUCUGUUGAACAUUCUGGGUUUUAUGUGUUUGUGUGUUUUUGUUAGAUGUCCCAGUUAUAUGUGUUGAGAUAUACCUGCACUAUUUAUAGUUUAGGUUUUAUUGGGUUCUAGGUAUUUUCUCCAUCUCUGAUAUUAUUUUCAGAACAAACACUAAACUCUGUUGCAGUUCAAAAUUAGAUUGCUUAAGGGAUCGAUCUAGGCAUUGUUCUUGAUCUUAAAUUUAAUAGGAAACGCAAGACAUCUAUUAUCACUGUAUCAAUUUUUAAAGUGGUUUUUCUUUGACAUUUAAAACUGUGAAAAUAGAUAAUCACAUUUAAUGUUUACAGAAACUUUAACAAUGUUCUUAUUAAUACUUUUUAAAUUAUAAAAUUUCAUAAACCAUGUUUUUCAAAAUAAUUUUAUAUUAAAUCCAACUUCUCAGAAACCCUUUUAGUUAAGUAUGUCAGUGUACUAAGCAGAUCAUUCACUUGUUUGUGCUGGGAAGAUUUAGUAUUAUAGCCCCUUACAGUUUUUAAGAAAAAAGGAAAGAAAAAUCUUUCAUUUUUUAAAUUAGACUAGAAAUUAGAAGUGUUACAUAAAGUUAGCACUUUAGUAGUAUAUGGACACUAACACUGGUGUACACUAUUGCCACAACUUGGGGAAUUCAAGUUGAAAUGUCCUUCAGUCAUGUAGUUCCGGAAUACAUCUUUGGUUUAUAAUUAUUUCUGGUCAGAUAAUUCAAUGGUUUGCCAUCUAAGCUAUAUUCAUGUAUAUAGUAAAACAAAAGCAAACAAGUGGUCCAGUUUAGUUUGUUAUACUUAAAAUAUUACACAUUUGCUAUACAUGAAUCAUUCAGAUUAGUAUCUAUGUAGGUUCAUUCAGAUCCAACCAUGGAUUCAAGUUACAUAGUCCUAAUAGGAUACAUAGAAGUAUUACUUUGUCUUUACAGCAAAACCCAAGUGUUUCUAUUUAUGAAUUCCGUUUGGAAAAGAGAUUUUGAUUCCCAGAGUUGAAAAAAAAAAAAAAAUGACAGAACAAUGGGGGAAGAGGGAACUAGGCCUUAGUACCACAUAUUUUUCUCUUGGGGUGGCUGGGUGGAGUCUCCUUUUCAGAACUUUUUUCUAUUUAGCAUAUUUCACUUAUACUGAUUUUCUGUAUCUUAAGUAUAAUUUUCAUGCUGAAGCUCUAGCCUGAAAAGGCAAAAGAAAGUUGUCUUUAGUGCAAACAUUAUUCAUCACUUUAACAAGAUAAUACGGGAACAAAAAUUAGGAUUGAAGGGGAAUAAGAAUACUAUUUCAGUGAGCAUGCCCUAAGUUAAACUACAGCACUGGCAGUUAAUUUAGGCAUCCAGAAAAAUCUCAGUACCCAUCACCUAUAAGCGUAGGGAAUGGCCAGUUGCACCUUGAGGAAAGUCUGGCAUACUAAUGUUCAAGUUGCAGCCAGAAGCUAGGCCCUAGGUAGGUAAGUGUCAGUGAUAGCAAACCCUGCUUUUAAACUACUUUUUGAUUACAGAAAUAAAACCAACACUUUUGGAUAGUAAACCUUCACUUGUCAGUAUCAUAAAAAGUAUUGCCCAACUGAUACUUCUCUACUACUGGUUCAGUAGUUACUUGUUUCUAGCUAAAUAUUUACCUCCCGAUUUCAUGCAAGUAUUUAGGAUUGAAAAAAAAAUGCAUUAUAGUUGAGGGCUACUUUUUCCAAAUUACCAAAUGAGUUAGUGUUUAUUGUUUCAAGUGAUAGUAAAAAGAAAGGAUUUGUUCCCUUCGAUGACGUGUUUAUAAAUAUUUCCAGCAAAGGAAAGGUAGAAAGUUGAAAAUUAUACUAUUUGUGAAUAAAGGGUUUUUUGAGGUGGAUAAUGGUAUUAAUGUUUUCAUUCUACACUUGUCCCUAUUUAAACAGGCUGUUUCUUUGACGAAUAUGCUUACAUAACAGUAUUUCUAAAGAUCCGUAAUGAGUACCAUUUCAAUUACUUGCCGUUCUCCCCACCCCCAAUACCAAAGGCCAAAGUCUUUAUAACAUGUGCUCGCCUGGGUAAAGUUCAUUUCAAACUAUGUGUGUAUAUAUUUCCUUGUGGUUCAUUACAGUAGGGUUUGACCUGCAAACUAUCUGAUGGCCCAUGCAUAAAUAAAAUUCAGCAUUCUAUUUUUAAUAAUUUGUAAGCCACCAAUUUGUAUUCUUUGUCUCAAUAAAUACUUAGUCACCUA
This is a messenger RNA of Lemur catta (Ring-tailed lemur), 4764 nucleotides long. It is a transcript of the gene FAM8A1, whose product is annotated as family with sequence similarity 8 member A1. The coding region runs from base 117 to 1346 and encodes 409 amino acids. NCBI's taxonomy places the organism in Eukaryota, Metazoa, Chordata, Mammalia, Primates, Lemuridae. The transcript has 5 exons. The record is from RefSeq and is a predicted model, not a curated record.